GAAGAGGCUGCCACAUUACGGUGAUACAGCGACUUUACGCGACUCGAGCUUCAACACCGUUGGAUUCCCGUAACAACAAUGCCUUCCUCCAGUGUGUUUGGAGAUCCCGGGAAGAUGAGGGAUUACCAUUACACCGGCCCGGCGGAGCACCGCUUCUCUCCUUACUCGUUCAACGGAGGAACCGUACUAGCCGUUGCUGGGGAAGACUUCGCCAUCGUCGCGUCAGACACCCGGCUGAGUGAAGGCUACUCCAUCCACAGCCGCGACUCUCCAAAAUGCUACAAGCUGACGGACACAACCGUCGUUGGCUGCAGCGGCUUCCACGGCGACUGCUUGACUCUGACUAAAAUCAUUGAUGCUAGACUAAAGAUGUACAAACACUCGAAUAAUAAGACGAUGACCAGCAGCGCCAUUGCAGCCAUGUUGUCUACCAUCCUGUACGGCAAGAGGUUUUUCCCCUACUACGUCUACAACAUCAUCGGAGGACUGGAUGAACACGGCAAGGGAGCGGUGUACAGCUUCGACCCAGUGGGCUCCUACCAGAGAGACACCUACAAAGCUGGAGGAUCAGCAAGUGCCAUGCUCCAGCCCCUACUGGACAACCAGAUUGGUUUCAAGAACAUGGAGGGUGUGCAGCACGUUCCUCUGACUCAGGAAAAAGCCGUUCAGCUGGUCAAAGAUGUCUUCAUCUCGGCCGCAGAGAGAGACGUCUACACCGGAGAUGCUCUUCGCCUCUGCGUCAUCACUAAGGAGGGCAUCCGUGAGGAAACUGUACCGCUGAGGAAGGACUGAGGAGGGAAAUGUUCUCAUGUCGCUGCUUUUCUCUUCAGUCUGUUCUUUCCACAUUCACCUCUGUUUGGUUGUUGCCCCUAAACAACAAGUUUCUUAAAAUAGGAGUGUUGAUCCUGAAUCUGCUUUUUAGUGGCCUUUUAAGUCAGGCUUUUCCCGGGAAGAGGAUUUUCCAUUUUUUUAAUAUACACUCACAAUUUGUAUACAUUUAAAUCUAUACCUUUCUCCAGCUUCCCAAGUCAUCCCCUUCAAUUUCUGCCGUUCCAUCCUUGUCUGUGGUCUAGAAACCUGAUUCUAGAGCAGCACUCCUGUUAAGAAGCAAAGGACGCUCUCUCAAUAUGCCUCGACUCUUCCUUAUUUGGAUUGUUCAUUAUGUUUUGGAAGGAUGCGUAUUCUGUUUUUACAUUCUUAAUAAAUGUAAAGAAUUGAAA
Pseudoliparis swirei is the source of this 1220-nucleotide messenger RNA. It is a transcript of the gene psmb1, whose product is annotated as proteasome 20S subunit beta 1. Bases 79 to 792 code for a protein of 237 amino acids. NCBI's taxonomy places the organism in Eukaryota, Metazoa, Chordata, Actinopteri, Perciformes, Liparidae. The record is from RefSeq and is a predicted model, not a curated record. Gene Ontology annotation, cellular component: proteasome core complex. The transcript is spliced from 6 exons.